UUACCAUUGUUAGACCUCAGUUAAACCAAAAACCCUCGCAAAACCCCCCCGAAAGAAACAGAGACCAAAAUAACAAGCUCGAGAGCUCGAGCGCUUGCUACAAUGGCGGCGAAGAAACAAGAGAAGAAGAGAAAGCAAAAUUCAGAUGCGAAGAACGUCACCGAUAGUUUACCUUCUAAAAAGCCGAAGCUUAACGAGAAAUUUAAAAAACCUUUCGACCCUUCUAAAAAGCUAAAUGAUAAAUCAAAAUUAGGUCAAUCGAAAUCUGGAAAUGACAAAAAUGCGCCUGAGACAAAGCGAGAGCGUCGAAUUCGUGCUAAGGAAUUGGCAGAGGCUAGAAAGAAGAAAAGAAAGCGGCAUUACACACUGGAGCAAGAGCUUGCAUCUCUCUGGGAGAAGAUGAGGCAGCGGAAUAUUUCUAAAGAAGAUAGAUCAAAAUAUAUAAGCGAAGCUUUACAAAAGAUGAAGGGAAAGAUUCCAGAAAUUGCUAGCUCCCAUGUUUCUUCUCGUGUAUUGCAGACCUGUGUUAAGUAUUGCUCGCAGACAGAAAGGGAUGCUGUGUUUGAAGAGCUUAAGCCACAUUUUCUUACUUUCUCAUGCAACACUUAUGCAGUUCAUCUGGUCAAGAAAAUGUUAGAUAAUGCUUCUAAAAAACAACUGGCAGAAUUUAUCUCCAGUCUCCGAGGGCAUGUUGCAUCACUUCUUCGACACAUGGUUGGAUCUGUUGUUAUUGAGCAUGCCUACCAACUUGGAAAUGCAACCCAAAAACAAGAGCUCCUGCUGGAGCUAUACUCGGCCGAGCUUCAGUUGUUCAAGGACCUUACCUUGAUGAAAGAGAGCAGAUUGCUUGAUGUAGUCUCCAAGUUGAAGCUGCAGAAGGCUUCAGUCUUGCGACACAUGACUUCUGUGAUUCAACCAAUUCUUGAAAAAGGGAUUGUUGAUCACUCUAUCAUACACAGGGUGCUAAUAGAGUAUCUCAGCAUGGCUGAUAAGUCCUCUGCAGCAGAAGUAAUUCAGCAACUGUCAGGUCCACUUCUUGUUCGAAUGAUCCAUACAAGGGAUGGAUCAAGGAUUGGUAUACUGUGUGUUAAAUAUGGGAGUGCCAAGGAAAGAAAGAAGAUUGUCAAGGGAAUGAAAGGUCAUAUAGGCAAGAUAGCUCAUGAUCGAUAUGGCAGCUUGGUACUUGCCUGCAUUGUUUCAACUGUUGAUGACACAAAGCUUAUAACAAAGAUUAUCAUUCGCGAGCUUCAAGCAGUGUUGAAGGAUCUUAUGUUGGACAAGAUUGGGAGGUGCCCGUUACUGCAGCUUCUUCAUCCAAAUUGCUCACGCUAUUUCAGCCCUGAUGAUAUGGCUGCUUUCAGUCUAUCUAUCUUGUCUCUCAGUGCCAAGAGUGAGUUGGAAGUAAAGUCUGAGACAAAGUCUUUAAACGACGAAGCAUCUAGCGAUGAGGCGGAUGCUAUUGCCAAAAUUACAACGGCUGGGGCCAAUGAAAGUGCAAGUUCUGAGAAUGCCGACUUCAUUGAGGGUGGAAAGAAAGAUCCAUCUAUAAGAAGACAUGAGCUGUUGGUUGGGAGCGGCCUCGCUGAGAAUCUUAUUGAUGUAUGUAUAGAGAAUGCAGGAGAGUUGCUCAGAUCAAAUUUUGGCAAAGAAGUCUUAUAUGAGGUUGCAACUGGGGGUGCUGGCGGCAUUCUCCAUUCAGGUCUGGAUGACAAGUUGAACACCUUGCAUGAAGCUAUAGCUUCUCUUGCAGCAGAGCCUAAAUCUGAAGAAUCUGAACAGGAACAUGUCCUUGAAAAUUUCUAUUCCAGUCGAACCAUUAGAAAAUUAAUCAUGGAUAGCUCAACCUUUGCUGCUACUUUAUGGAUGAAAGCCCUGAAAGGAAGAUGUGAAUUGUGGGCCCAAGGUCACAGUUCAAAGGUAAUAUACGCAUUCUUGGAAUCCUCAGAUGCCAAAAUCUCUAAACUAGUCAGCAAAGAGCUGCAGCCAUUGAUAGAUAGUGGUAUCCUCAAAGUUCCUGAACACAAGAAACCAGGAAAAGAAGGGUAAAGCUGGCUGCACUUUCGCAGAAUCUGUGACAUUAUUUUCUUCAAAGAGACGGGCUUAGCAUCUCUGAAUGUCCGUGGCAUUACUUUCUCUUAAAUAUGGGCAUAGCAUCUGGAAAUCACCGGUUGAAUUGCAUUCAAUCUUUGCCAAGAAUGAAAUCGAGAAAUUUAUUGAAAUAUAAGAAAAUGAUAGAUCAAAGUUCUUGGAGCUGAAAUGAGGUUUACAGCUAAAGUGAUGUAUGGUGGACCUGACAAACUGCAAGAAUGAGACCGUACAAAGUUUUGCAACAUUUUUGUACCAGAAAAUUUCUUAUUAUAGUUUGUUUUUGUUAGUAAUAUUCUCUUGCAAUGCAGUGGAACUACAACUUUUUGUUUCUUCUUAAACAUUUGAUAUUGUCCUAUUUAUAAGGGUAUAAAAGCAUCUGAACAAUAUUUGGCUC
This is a messenger RNA of Ricinus communis (castor bean), 2482 nucleotides long. RefSeq names its product pumilio homolog 24. Gene Ontology annotation, cellular component: nucleolus. Gene Ontology annotation, molecular function: mRNA binding. The coding region runs from base 103 to 2046 and encodes 647 amino acids. Gene Ontology annotation, biological process: regulation of translation. The transcript has 17 exons. The record is from RefSeq and is a predicted model, not a curated record. NCBI's taxonomy places the organism in Eukaryota, Viridiplantae, Streptophyta, Magnoliopsida, Malpighiales, Euphorbiaceae.